GUCAAUACAAAAUAAUUAUGAUUAGUGUCAAAAAAAUGAUCAUUGGCUUUGUAGGUGCUUUGCAUAUCGAAAAAUGACUAGCCGAACCAUUUUACAAGUUUUCGAAAAUUACCAAAAGUCUCGUCUCGUGUUCGCUCAAACCGUAAGCGAUUUAGCGUCAAGGCAGCAAAACGUAGAGCUUAUGAAAAGUGCGCAUGUUUUAGAUUUAUUAAAGCCCCUUAUUAUCGAUGUUUGUCCGCAAAUAAAGCAAUGCGCGUCUAUAGCUCUAGGCAGGCUCGUUCACCACGAUCCCCAAAUAGCCGAAGAACUCAUGGAUGUUGGAGUUUUAGGUAUUUUACUUCACAAUGCGGGAACUGGAAAUAAAUUUCAAAAGACCGCAGUUUUAUUCGUCGUAAGAUCCAUAUGCAAGCACAGCGAAAAAAUGGCUGAAAUGGUAAUAAAAAAUGGUGGUCUACAAACUUUAAUUUUCUGCUUAGAAGAUUUCGAACCAGCUGUAAAAGAAUCAGCUGCUUGGGGAAUUGGUUAUAUAGCACGCCACAGCAAAAAAUUAGCCCAAGAAUGUGUAAAUGGUGGGGUUUUGCCACUUUUGAUGCUUUGCUUACAAGAACCAGAACUAAGCUUAAAACAAAUAGCUACAAGCGCAAUAACGGAUAUAGCCAAACAUGGUGAAGACUUGGCUACUGCAGUGGUGGAUGCUGGGAUUGUAGCUUAUCUUGCGAAAAACUUACAUAAUAGCGAUGAGAAGUUGAAGAGGCAAUGCUUAGCUGCUUUAAGUUCUGUAGCAAAACAUUCCCCAGAACUAGCAGAGGUAGUGGUAGAAGCAGAGGUUUUCCCUUCGGUAUCUCAGCAUCUUUCGCAUCCCUGCGCAGCUAUAAGAAGGAAUGCAGCUUGUCUUAUAAGGGAUGUUGCAAAACAGUCAUUAGAGUUAACUCAGCUGAUAGUAAAUACUGGAGGGGUCGGUGCUUUAUUAGAAGUUUUAUUUUCUUACCCCUCAAAAGAAGUCGAAUCCUCAAAUGAUGCUCGAAUCCCCUGUGUUAGUGCAAUAGGAUUUAUUGCAGGCCAGUCUUCUCAGCUAGCAAUGACAGUUCUUGGCUGCAGGACAAUUCAGGUACUAGCCCGGAUUUUAAGUGAAUCAAGUAACGAUGAUCUUCUAACAGUGACUGUUUGGACUAUUGGACGAAUUGGGAGACAUAGUCCAGAACAUUCGUCAGCUGUUGCUAGCGCUAACAUAUUUCCCAGGUUGGUUCAGUUAUACGAAAGUCCAGAUUCAUCGCUAGAUCUAAAAAACAAAAUCCAUGCCACAUUGAAAGAGUGUCUGCAGAACUGUCUAGUUAUAUCUGCCUUAGAGCCGUUACUAGCAACAGCCCCUCCAGAUAUACUGAAAUAUGUACUUGGUCAGUACAGUAAGGUACUUCCAAAUGAUCCUAAAGCUAGAAGAUUGUUCGUUACCUCCGGUGGCCUUAAAAAGGUCCAAUUAAUCGAAGCUAAGCCUGGUAGUACCUUGAUGGAAUACAUCACUGUAAUAAACUCCUGCUUUCCAGAAGAAAUUGUCAGAUUUUAUUCUCCAGGUUAUCCAGACACUCUCCUAGAUAGAGUAGAACAAUAUGCUCCUCAACUUAUGACAGUACUUCGUGAAACUGGUCAGACGAGUGAAGAAAUGCAGACUGAAAUUGUAAAGUCGGUAGCUAGAGAUGAUAUGAGUUCCGAGUCUGGAUCAACCCAAGCUACAGAUGUUGCGGAAAAAUAAAUCUUAUACAAAUUUUAAUAUUCAUUUAUUAUUGAUUUUCAAAAAAUAAUGGUUUUAAUUAAACUAUAUAAAAUAUAA
Molecule: messenger RNA, 1825 nt
Organism: Anthonomus grandis grandis
Lineage: Eukaryota; Metazoa; Arthropoda; Insecta; Coleoptera; Curculionidae
Product: sperm-associated antigen 6-like
Exons: 10
Coding region: 74-1747 (557 amino acids)
Biological process (GO): cilium movement
Cellular component (GO): microtubule cytoskeleton
Molecular function (GO): microtubule binding
Source: RefSeq, a predicted model, not a curated record